AUGAGACUACUUGCUCUUGCAAAGUCGAGCAUCCCCCGUCUCUUCGCGGUAGUGCUGCUCCUCUCACAGUAUUGCGCGGCUGCCGACAAUGAAGGCCAAGCUGAUCCUCGUGGCUUUCAGGACGCAGGCGGAGCCAAUCCUGUCCCUCUGCAAGGGCAGAGAAGGGUCCCGCCUACCCUUCAAGAGGUAUUGGACUCCACCUCUCAGUUCAGAAUACGGACUCAUCCACGUCUUCAAGCCAACGAAUAUAUCAAUUGGCUCGACUUAGACAGAAUCAACCAGUUGCCGUCAAGCUACGCACAGCAUCAAGACACACGCUCCGACCCUGCUGUUCCUUUCUACAAUCGGCGCAUCCCCCUGUACUCGACCACGCAGAAUCCUGCAAUCAUCGAGCAAGCGCUUAGAGACCAUCGUCGAGUCGGUAUGGUUGACCCAAGCCGACACCAGGCGAUGGAAAUUUUUAUGGACGAAGGACAUCUUUCGCAGCAGCCUUUUCUCGAGACGUCGAAAGUCAUCGAUUUCUUCGAGCUCAGUCCUAAAGUUCACGAGCUCCAAAAGGUGAUUUACGGUAGACAUCCCAACUCUCCUGAGCCACUCAGUAUUGACGACGUACCGCACUUUCGAGGAAUCCCUGUGCUUACUGCAAAUCACGACUCGCUUGGUCACAUGCGCGGGGCUUCUCAACAAAAUCCUAAAAUCUUCUAUCUACCGCAGGUGGCGGUGGACUCCCCGGAAAGGACUAGAUACCAGUUGAUCAAUCCAAAGACCGAACUUCUUACUGAGUUCUCAGACUCUCAGACUACGGAACAGAUCAAGAAACUCUUGAAAGAUUACCGGGAUUAUACGAACGAGUAUGGCAGAGGGCUCGCAUCGCUGAAAUUUGGGCGUCCUUUGGACAGGAUUCCCGAAUUGACGCAGUUCAGGAGCACUCCACCGUCUCUCCGGGAGUAUCCGCGCUUCACAUCGCGCGCUGCGAGUCGUGAGGAGAUGAUUCAAGCGCUACGCAAUCACGGUCGCUUCCGUCUUUACCUUGAUGACGCUGGUCAGCCCAACAAAGUGUAUAAAGUUAAGUUGCAACUCGAACGCCCUCAUCGUGGCCCACCUCGCAGGCAGCUGGUAAUUAAGCCUUUGACCACUGCCGAGAUUCUCUCGGAGAAAGCUUUCAAAACUUUUGGACGGUUGCACCUGCCAGUAUAG
Messenger RNA from Mycosarcoma maydis (corn smut), 1197 nucleotides. RefSeq lists its product as uncharacterized. The coding region runs from base 1 to 1197 and encodes 398 amino acids. Lineage: Eukaryota; Fungi; Basidiomycota; Ustilaginomycetes; Ustilaginales. The record is from RefSeq and is a predicted model, not a curated record. The transcript has a single exon.